This is a messenger RNA of Racocetra fulgida, 276 nucleotides long. Lineage: Eukaryota; Fungi; Glomeromycota; Glomeromycetes; Diversisporales; Gigasporaceae. The record is from the annotation of a GenBank genome assembly.
CUAUUAAAAUUUGCUGAGAUUGAGGUUGAGAAUGUGAGGUUGAGGCAAAUUAUUGAAGAGAAUGCAAGGCAUGAUGCUAAGAAUGCUGAACUCAAGUCUAGAGUUGGAGAGCUUAAGGCUAAACUUGUAUUAUUAGAACAGGAUUCAGCGGUAGAUAGGAUGGCAUUGGCAUUUGGUCAGAUACAAAAUAAUGAAAAAGCAAUAUCAGUAGUAAUAGUAUCAACUGUUAAUAUACCUGAUUCUGUAAUAGACCAACUCAAUAAUGAAAUAGAAUGA